Messenger RNA from Dreissena polymorpha, 8657 nucleotides. RefSeq lists its product as uncharacterized. The transcript is spliced from 34 exons. The coding region runs from base 642 to 5747 and encodes 1701 amino acids. The record is from RefSeq and is a predicted model, not a curated record. NCBI's taxonomy places the organism in Eukaryota, Metazoa, Mollusca, Bivalvia, Myida, Dreissenidae.
AUUGGUCAAACUACGCAUAUCAUGGUUGUUGUUGUUUGUUUAACAAUGGCUGACGGAGUCGUAUGAUAAAUUCGUCGUAAAGAGACGAACUUGCUCGACCACAUUUGGCAACUUGAAGAGGCACGUUUUGAUCCGCAGAUGUUAUCUUGGAUACCAAUGGAUGGGACGAUAGCCUAGUUCACACAGUGUUACAAAGCAUUUUCUUAAUACUUAACAGUCAUUGUUGUUUAAAUAAGUAACAUUAAAUGAAAAAAAUACAUGUACUGAUGUGACUAAAGGUGCGUUGUUAACCGUUACCUGAUAUUAAAAGUAGAAGAUAGAGAAGAUAAAUUUGAUUAACAGAAAGUACAAGCAGUGAAAAAUCAAUAUGAGAUUGAACUAUGAAGAUCAUGAAAGGAAAAAAUUUGAAUUACUAACUAAUUAAAAGAAGAUGUGAGAAAAAUAGAGUGAUUAACUGAGAAUUAGAUAAGUCUGUGUCAGGCAUAAAAUACAUACAUCCAUAAGGGACAUUCUAGAAAAGUCUGAGCUAAUGUUUGAAUGGUUUAAUGGUUUAAAGAAGCCAAUAAAAAAUGAUUUAUAGAUAAUCAUAGUUUAUUUACUGCCAAAAAACAGUAACAAAAUCUUUUUUGAAAAUAAGAUAAAUGUAUCAAGCGGAUGUCCUUGUAAACUCUCCAAGAAUGGCUUCGGGAUACAAAUGUCGGGAGUGUCACAUGAACUUUCAGUCGCAACAUCUUCUUACUAAACAUAAGCAGAAGUUCUGCGUGGGGAGCACCGCCGACCCAGACGACCUUCAGCUGCGCCGAGGACUCUGGUCUGAAUCUCCAAGAAGGAUUAUCUCCCCCGAGGACAGGCCAUUCUCUGACUCUCUGUUGUUGAACAAAAAGCUAUAUCAGCUUCGCCGCUUAAAAGAGAAGCGUUCACGGGACAGAGAUCUGCGAGAUCUGGAGGAACGCAUUCUCCUAGAUGACCUUGAGAACCGUGAAGGUCAAAGGUCACCAAGAAAGUCACGCAUCAAAAUCCCGCUUUCCAAGUACCCUGAGAUUCGCGAUUUGCAGUUGGAGUACGAGAAACUACGGGAGAAAGAGAAUCUGACAGGCAGGAAAACUGUUCCAGCACGACCUGUGUUCAGUAGAAAUGAUCGGGAAACACCUUAUUCACGCAAUUCCAACUCCAGCAUCAGUAUUCACUUGGAGGAUGAGUAUCGAAGGAAUCCCAACCAGGACCAACAGUUACGGAGCCUGGCUGAGAACCAUGGCCGUCAGAUGGAGUACCUGCAGUUGCGUAAUCGAGAUCUCGAGAAACAAAGAGAAGACAUACGUCGGCGGUUGGAGGGUCUAGGCAGAAAGGCGCUGGUCCCUGAGCCCCACCAUGACAACACUGCCGACCUGCUACGAGAGCUCAGAGAACAGGAAAUACGCAACCAGCGCGCCCUUGACGACCUCAAGCGACAGCUUCACGAUCUGAGUGGCAACCAAAGGGUCAACGUCAUGGAUGUGGAUUUGAUGCAGAGAAAUAUAAGUAAAACAGUCAAAGUGAUUCAAGACAUAGAAAGAGUUGUGUACGAACAGUGGAAGAAGAAAUGUGAAGAGAAAGAACUAGAAAUGGUUGCAAAAGCAACAAAACUCAUUGAAACCAACAUUGUUUGUGAAAAUGGAAAAGAAAGUGGUGGUGAAAAAAUCAGAAAAUCAUCUGAGAAGGAUAGAGAAAGGACUCCUGAAAAAACAAAACAGAAUGAGAAAGUUAUUGAUUCACAAACAGUAGAAAAACACAAUCCAUUGAGUGGGGAUGGAGAAAAUGUUGUUCUUGAAAGCAAGGGAAGUAACUGGAAAAAUCUGGUGUGUCAACAGUUAUUAAAAUGUAAAGAUGACUUAAGAUCUAGUGUUGGAGCAAAAAGUCAAGAAAGAAGGCAACAACUUUUGUUGGAAGAUCUAAACAUUCUGAAAAACAUUGUAAAAAAUAGCGAUAAAUAUGGUUAUUCAGAUGUUGUUAAGGGCCCUCAUGGCAGCCCCAAAACAAGAACUAUAAGUGAUAACAGAGAGUUUAUGGACAAUCUUGAGAUAAAGGCCAAUGAUCUGAGAGACAAAAGUCUUCCAUGCCCAACUGCAGGUGUGCAAAGUCAGUGUAGAGAGAUAGAGAAGCCAGUGUACCCCCAGGCACCCCCUCCCCCUGCCCCUCCAUCUCCACGGAGACCAUUCGUCAUGCCUGUGUUCUAUGGGAAGUCCUUAGUAGCAGAAAUCAUCGCCAUACGUCAAGCGUAUCUCCAGAAUGGCGGUAAUGACCCUGAUGUGCUCUCCCAGAUGGCACAGAUGCAGGCUGAGGCGCAGGCUAUCGAGGACCAGAUGAAUCAGAAACCACCAGAGAAACAUCGAGAAAAGCCAAAGGACAACGCUACUGCUGUUCAUAUGCUGGAAAUUGAAAACGAUCGCUUGAACCAGGAACUCCGACUGCUGCAAGAGCAAAAUCUUCUGGCACAGAAUCGCAAUAGAAAGUCUGACAAAGAAGACGAGCUAGAGCGUGAAUUGCGGAGGUUGCAACGUGAGCAUCUCGAGAAAAUGUACGGUUUACAACGAGAGCUUGAUGAUCUCCGCAUGCUGUUAAUGAUGGAUAGAAAUCGCCCAGGUCCUCCACCACAGACCACCCAUUUCAUACAGCAACCACAACCACCUGUGUCACUGGGGCGUGAACACACUCCCUGGUUAUUGCAGAAACCCUAUGUAGAGGUGGAGCCAAUGGCGCCUUACGACCAAUAUGCGGGGUUUGUGAUAUUCUACGACUUUGUGUUGUCAUUGGACCCCACAAUUCAAGCCUGUCGAUUGGUCGUAGGCCUACACAGCUCGUCGGCAGUGAUGGGGGAACCAACUGUCUUGCCAACCGUCUACACGGAACCGGCCACGCGAGGCGAGAGAUACAACUACAACUACUCCAACGCUGUUAUUGGCGCUAAACAACCUGUCCCAAAGUGCCCGCCUGAGUCUGACCUCGGCCUUGUGGUGGAGCUGCAGGCAAGUGGAGGCCCCGCCUCUGAGCACGACCGCCACAGCCUGAUAACGCGUGCCUGGACCAAGGUGCCUCUCUUUGACAACAAUGGUCGCCUGAUAGCUGGCCGCUUCAGGAUUCCCAUGCGCAAUGUGCCCAUCAAGCCAUUCCUACAUGUGAGCCAGGUGCAACGCAUACCAAAGUACGGGGAUGCUGACCUGUACUACCGGAUUGUGAACAUGCGGGACGCUGAGAUCCACUCCAUGCAGCAGAUCACGGCAGCAAACUACAACCAGUACACCUACCCACAGAUUGAGGAUGAACUCAUCCCUGUCUAUUCCCCCAAACGAAAUAUUCCCCCUCCCCCCUCAGCGUCCCCCCUCCCAACCCCCAGGAAGAAGCAAAGCGUACAAUCGGUACCGCAGUCGCCUCAGCGCUUACCCUCCAUCCCACCCAGAGCGCUGCGCUCAACUUCUCCCGCGCAGACUAUGGCACUCCAAGAUACGACGUUGGGGUUCCAGGUGGACCGAGUUAAGAAGGCGGAGUCGGGCGAGGGCAAGAUCAAAAUCACUGCGUACUAUGCCUCAACUGGGAAGGUUGUCGAUUCAGCAACUAGUCCAGUAACCUGUAGCACAACAUCAGUAAAAUCAAACUUCAAGUACGGAUACCAUGUUUUCGGCCAACAAGAAGCCACAUUCCAAGAUGUCAACUACCAAGGGGACAUGAUUCUCAUUGCUAGAUUCUACCUGAAGCGACGGGAGGUAGAUGUUUAUGAUGAAUUCCAGGUGGCAGACCAGGGAGUCCUGGAACCAACGCUUUACGACGAGGAAUCCUGUGUCGCCUGGGCCGCCCUGCCUCUAGUCAUCUGUGAUGAUAGUCUACCAUUGAAAAAGCGGAAGACCUUCAACCCAAACUUCAUGUCCAUCAACCAGGGUACGCAUACGAUUCCACUUUAUGAAAUGCCUGUACCAGAGCCUGGACAGAUUCCACUAGAUGGUCUACCACGCUCCCGUGAUUGGGCACGGUAUGGGAAAGCAACAUUGCGGGUGUACGUGUUCCAAGGCACCCCUCGACCGGGGUCUCUUACGCCUAGCGAUGUAUCGGACAUAGAGGGAGAGGAUACUUUACCUGAGUUUGCCUGGCUUCCACUGGAGCGUAAGACUCCACCCAAGGACCCGUUCCUACUAGGCGAUGGAUUUGAUGUCUAUAUUGAUGGUUGCAGAUUCCUGCCAGACUCAUCCACUUUCACAAAGGUUGCAGGGCGUAUUCUGGACCGGCGGUACGAGCUCUACGGCAAGGACAUCAACACGGGGGAAAAGUUGGAUAGUGAUGUGUACAACCCGGUGUACGAGGAAAAGAUUGAGUUCAGAGAGACCAACAUUCCACCCACUGCAACUCUGCUUCUCAAGGUGUACACAAUUGACAACUUCUACAAGAGUUUGACUGUGGUCGGUUACGCUACACUGAAUGUCUUUGUGGAGACAGGGACCGAGCGACAACCCAAUGUUGACAAACCCAUGCAGGUAUCCCUAAAUGAGGGUGCCCACCAACUGCGUCUGUAUUCCCAGGGUCCCAAUGGCGUGGACCCACUCUCUGAGCACUGCCUGCGGGACAGUGGGGUCAGGAUUGUACCCUGUGCCUCCCUGCUGGUACGGCUUGUCAAGGUCACCCGAGGGGCUGGUGGUAAGGCUUUGGAGUCCAGCAAGGUGCCCCAGAGUGACUGGCUCAGGAUGGGCCUGAUGCAACCGCGCCCAAAGUAUUCUGACCGCGUCUACUACUCCUCACGGUGCACCCCCACACGAGGGGAGACACGACUCUUCCAUAGCAUGAUGCGACGCACAAAGCGCACAGUUCGCGAGGUCAUCACCCUUGUAGCACCUGCCAAGGAGAGCUACCUCCGCAGUGAUAAAACCAUGGAGGAGUUUAUGAAAACCCAACUUACAAAGACUCCAGACAUUAAACCCCUGGACCAGGACCUGAACUUUGUGUGUCAGUACAGCCCCAAGCAUGGCAUCAAGGUGGCUAUUGACAGUGCCGUCAAUCUCCCGUGGACCAACUUCACACACGCCCACAUGUGCUUUAAUCCACCAGCUGCUUUCUAUCUGGGUGCUCCACAUGCUACCUAUGACAAGCUGAUGUUCACAGAAAUUCUUGACACUCGCAGCACUAACACAUCCCCAGCAUGGAAGGACGGCUUUAAGCAUUUCCCUCGGCGUUCAUUCCACCGGUUCCUUACACUGAUCAUCCACAUCCAGGAGAUAUCUGUGAAUGUCUCUAAGGAGAACUACAAGUAUGGACUCUUGGAGCAGGCCUGGACAGCUGUACAGAUCUUCACAGACAAGUACUGCACGACGCAGGCCUUCCAACUUCCUUUGUUUGCCGGUUCCCCUUCUCAGACCAUCCUGAAGCAACUGGCCAGGGAACCAUGCAAGGAGUGGAUGGAGAGAAUGAUCAGAAAUAACGGGAUCCACCUUCUGGAAGGCUCCUCUGUAUUUGUUCGUAUCGCAGACGCACGCAGGGACGAUGAACUUCUCUCUGACAUUGCACACAACAAACUGGAGGAGAAUGAAGACGGUCUUCAUCGGGUUGAAGUGAACACUGACUACAUUCCCGUAGGCCUGGAGGAGUCGUACAGUCGGGAGCGCCCUGGAAAACCCCUAGAGACCCUUGUACCAGUCGGGAAGACACCAGAACAGUUCAUGGACAACCUCAAAGUGAAAUUCAAGAGUCUGGUGUACAAACUGUAUGAAGAAGGGAACAUAGAAAAAUAGGCAAAAGAAGGACACACCUACUGAUGAAAAUGUGCAUAUAUAUCCAUGGAAGUCUGUGGAUGGCCAACAGUGCAAGUUGAUUCAGUAAUCAAUUUGUUUGAAACUGAACCUUAAACAGAUUUUCUGGAAGCUUAGCUUCAAUUCCUUACAGAACAAAAUUAUGGUAAAGGAUAUCCUUAUUUUGAAUAUUUAAACUAACAACUUAUUUUUGAUAUUUAUAAGAGCUUAACAAUGUUCUUUUGAAAAAAACAUUAAGAAUCUACCAAAUAUGUGCCAAUAACUAUAAAGAGUAACCAGUAUUUAUUUUUGAAAUUAAUACAAGCACAUGUUGACAUGAACUUUGUGUUGUCAGCUUUAGAAAAAAUAACGAUGAUAGAUUUUUAUUAAUGGCUAGACAACACAUGUUAUCUUCUGAAAUUUUAAAUAAAAUUUAUUCAACAAAACGUAUUAAAUAAUAAUCACGUUUCGUUUACGUAUAGUUUGCUAAGACAUUUAAGCACUGAGAUUUGAAGCGGAAAACAUGGUUACGGAGAAAAGGGUAUCAAGUGUAACUUCAAAAUGAGUUUAAAAAUUACUCUUUAGUUUAUAAGAACAUUACUAUUGUUAUGGUUUACCUAUCAAGUACUGUAACUGGACUAUAUUGUUGAAUCGGCAGUGACUCACAGUUGAGGCACAGAUCGCAGUGUGAAAUUGUCACACAACCCUCGUGUAAAAUCUAGUGAUAUCAGUAGUAUAAUUAGUUAAAUUUAGACAAUUGUUUGUCAUUGACACUUAUUGUUAAGAUGUAUGUAUAGAUUUUUAAUUCUAGCUGCAUAAGACAUUUAAUGGAAUACCUGUUUUACAAGAUAUAUUUUUUAUACAAAAUAACAUGUUGUGAAAUACAGAAAUAUGUUGAUACUUUAACAAUAGGGAAUGGUAUAUUUUUAUUACCCAUCUCUUGUGUUUGUAAAAAGAGUUUGAUUUUAUUAAUCAUUCUGGUUGUGUUUUUUUGUUUAACUUGAAGUUCUCAUUGGUACUUUAUUUGAAUAUGUCUGGAUCCCAAAAAUAUGUACGAAUCAAAAUUAAACAUUAAAUGUUGUUAAAACAUGGUUACAUUUAUUUUUUUUAGUUAAAAACAAACACUCAUUGCUUUAGUUAUGAGGUACAAAUUUAAGUUGUUGUAUUUUAUAUAUUUUAUUCAUUUUGCACAGUUAUAUGUUGCACUUGUGUUCAGUUUUUGUGUUUUGUUUUGAAAUUGUUGCUGAUUUUUUUUCAGAUAUAUAUUGGUUAAUAUGUGUUUUCAUCUUUUGUGUUAUUCUGCUUUAUUGUAUAUUUGAUAAAAAAAGUUAGAUCUGAUGUUAUUUUUACAUAAUUUAAGGAACACAUUAUUGAAAGGUAUAUGUUAUACAUGUGCUUAACAUUUGUUCUUGUUUUUCUGAGUUUUGAAAUGUUAGUGCCAUCAAUUUAUGUAUGCUUUAAUCUUUGAAAUUGUAAGCUGUACUUUUACUUUUUAUUUUUUUGUUUUUCAUUUUAUACACUUAACAUUAUCAAGUUGAAAUCAGUGUAACAUUUAUCUACUGUUACAUACUAAAGCCUUUAAAUAGUUAAUGUACUUCAAAAUUGUGUACUGUAAAAACUAAAUAUUAUGACUUUGUUAUAAAUUAUGAACAAUAAAGACUAAGGUGACAACAGACACAUUAUGCUUAAUAUCAUUUCUGAAUAAUCUACCUAUACGUUAUUGUCAGUGUUAGUAAUAUUUUUAAGUUUCAAUGCAAUCACAGUUCAAGUGUUAUCACAACCCACUUUUUAUUAUCAAACAUAAUUGACAAACUAUAUUGUGUGCAUGCAAACAUUUAACUGAAAAAGAAGAAUGUAUACCACUGAAUGUUGCAUAUUUACAAAGUGUACUUAUGAUGCAUUGAAGUCCGCUGUUCACUUAUGGCUUACCAAUAUGGGGCUGUAAAAACAAAUGGGUAUUAAAAAAAUAACACUUCUCUAGUAUUGAACAAUUACAACAGAGAUACGUAAUAGUAUAAAAUAAACUUUUUAUUUAACUUUUUGGUUUGAAAAACAAAACAAAACAAUACUCAUUUGUGUUUGAAAAAAGUAACAAUUUUGUUUACAAAGUAGCAUUUAUAAAAUUCAUUCCCAUCAAUUUUUUUUAAUUGAAUGUGAUUUUCAAAUAAUAAUUUUUUAUUCAAUGUUUCAAUAAACAAUGUAUUUUAAAAUUUUUAUGUCGGCCAAACUGUGAAACUAUACAAUUUUAAUUAAUGUCUUUGAUUCUUGUUAACAAUACCUCAUAUUUGUCACAGCCUGUUGUUUUAUACUGUGAUUGGUGUCUUGUAUACAUCUACAGUGAUACCCAAUUGUUUUGUUAUAUUUAUAACGAUUAUUGUGAUACUUUUCCACUGCUCACUACUGACCGUUUGAUGAUCGUUAUUCAACAUAAAGUUCUGUAAAAAAUAUAAAUAAACAUGUUCUAUUGGACACAUGUUAGACAUUAAGAUAUUUAAUAUAGAGGCUAUUUGUAUAUGUCAGUGUAACAUAGUAUAAUUAUUUCAUGGGUAGUCAUAUAAACCAUAUAAUACAAGUUGAAAUAUUUUUCUAAAUGACCGCAAAUGAAAUGAUAAUACGAUCGUACUCUGAAAUCAGCGAAGUUUCUUUUUAAAUCAAGGUAUUGGGGGAUGAAUUUUUAUCAUAAUUUUUAUCAUACACGAAAUUUGAUCGAGCGUCAUUACAUGACAUUCAUUUUGAUUGCAAACACGUUGAUUAACGCUGUAAUAUUUAUUUAUUUUAUGCUUUCCGGUGGUUUAUAGAGAAAUAUCAGUGAAUUAAAACAUAUAAUACACUGUUUCAAACAGUUUAUAUUAACUGGGAAAACUAUCGAUAAUUUCUCAGUUGUACUGUAGUAUGAUAAAUCAAACAAAAACA